Messenger RNA from Populus euphratica (Euphrates poplar), 2350 nucleotides. Its product is annotated as serine/arginine repetitive matrix protein 1-like. The coding region runs from base 790 to 1899 and encodes 369 amino acids. NCBI's taxonomy places the organism in Eukaryota, Viridiplantae, Streptophyta, Magnoliopsida, Malpighiales, Salicaceae. The record is from RefSeq and is a predicted model, not a curated record. The transcript has 5 exons.
CCUCCUUCAUCUUGGUAACUCAUCCAUCUUCUUUUUUCUUUUUCAUCGUCUGGAUGCUUUUCAAAUCUAAAUUUGGCCUAGAGUGUUGAUCUUUCUGCUUUCUUUUGGUUUUAUUUUAUCGACUUUGAAUAGAUGGAUUGGUUGUUGGAUCCGGAUUCAAUGGUUCUUGUUGUUGUUUGUUGGUGAUGGUGGUCAUGAUGAGGAGGGGGAGGCAUUAACUUGGGUUUUGCUUGUUUUUUAUUUGUGUGUUCUGAAGAUGAUUUCGUUCGCAGAUUUCUUUGUGAAAAUCAACAACAAUGCUCCAGUGUUUCAAAGACAAGUUCCUCAACAAACAAAUAUAAUACGAUACGAUGAAUAAUCAAUUGUCUCUCGAGAGUGAGAUUAAACACUCUCUUCAAUGAAUUGGAUGGUCAAUAAGAUCUAGAUAUUAUUUGGGUUCUGGUAUUCAUCAAUUUGUGUGUUUCGAUCAGCCACCAUUGUCUAGUGUCAAUUGCUGUUGUCGACAAUACAAAGAUCCAAAAUCUCUGUUUUUAAAAGCAAAGACGACUCUUUUGGCCUCAAAAGUCUGCUGCUGCUGCUGCUUGGAUUAGCUAGGCCUUAUCUAUUAAAUGUCAUAUUGCAAUGUUCAUUUCUUCCCGGGCUGGAGUCAAAGACCCGUUUCAAUCUCGACCUCCUCUUUUCUACAGUAUGCAAAGGAAUCCUCAUUUAUCAUCAACUUCAAUGCUCCACCACUUCUUUGUUUCUCUAGUUUUUCCUUUGUGAUUGCACUCCUAACAUUGCUCGAGUUAAAUGAGGUAUCAGAGAGUAAGCCCAGAUUGUGCUCCUUUAAGCAAUGACAAAAAACCCAAUGGAGCCGAGAACGGAAGGUCAAUCCCCAAUGGAUUCAAUUCCACAAGUACUAAUUUUGAUACUAAAGGUUUCAGAUUUAGAUCUCCAUCGGGAAACCAAGACCACCACAAUAACAGUACAACCAGUUCUCCACAUUCGGAGAACAACCACAAUCAGACACAAAGACGUGACUCUAGUCCGGGUCCUAGCCCGAGCCGAGGUGGCAACGGUGAUAUGUUGUUGCAAUGGGGACAAAAGAAGAGAGCUAGAGUGUCAAGGUCUGAGAUCAGGGCCUUGGCUGAUGAAUCGUCAUCUUCUGGUCAAGCUAGACAGCCCAUCAACAGGGUUCCUAGGAGAGUUGAUAACAAGUUCUCUCCGCCCACCAUGCCACCACCGCCUCCACCACCACCACCACCAUCCCAACAGUCCAUUAGUACUAGCACCAGAGGUGGAAACUUGAAGAAAGAAAAUUCUGGGUUUCUUUCACAGAGGAAUUUAGAAAAGCGAUCCGGUGCUGGAAAUGGGUCCCCGUCAAGAAAUAGUGGUGGCAGUAGCAGGGUUGUUUCUAGAUCUACUGCAGGAAAGAGAUCUCCUCCAACACCAGAAAACAUUGAUAGAAAGAUGCCUCGCUCUAGGUCAGCGGCAAAGGAUGAGAAACCAAAUGGAUCAUUAGUACAAGCUGAUCAUCAAAUGAAUCAAGUUGAUUCCACGCCGUCUAAAUCAGAGAAGGAAGCUGGGGUUAUAACUAGCAAUACUGUCUCAGUUCCAGUAGUAGCUAGCGGAGGAGAAAAGGCGAACACCAACGAAGUCAUCGAGUGGCCAAGGAUAUAUAUUGCUUUGUCAAGGAAGGAAAAAGAGGAUGAUUUCUUUGCAAUGAAGGGCACAAAACUACCACAACGACCCAAGAAAAGGGCUAAGAACAUUGAUAAAGCACUUCAGUAUUGUUUUCCAGGGAUGUGGUUAUCUGACUUAACAAAGAGUAGGUACGAGGUUAGAGAGAAGAAAUGUGUGAAGAAGCAAAAACGAAGAGGGCUGAAGGGGAUGGAAAGCAUGGACAGUGAUUCCGAGUAGAUGGCCGGCAGUAAAUGUUGUUCUAAUUAUGAGAGAGAUGGGGAAAAGAAGCCCUCACUCAAUGCUGCUGCCUGUGGUUUAUUACUGUUGAUGCGUAGCGGGUAGGGCCACCCACACUGUUUUGAAAUUUACCUGCCCUACUGUUGAUGAUAUCGCUAGAAGAGUGGAUAGCCAUGGGGAUUUAUUCUGGUGGGUCAAAUGCCAUGAGUCCAGCAACAACAGAUGGAUAGUGGCAAGCCAGUGAGCUGGAUGGUUUCACAAGAUGGGUCGGGCCAGCUCAACCACCGAGCCACCUCGCAUGCUGACAGAAACCAGUUUGUGGAAGACAAGAGGAUCUUUCUGCGUUUCUUUUGCGGUCAAAUUUUUGUUUUUAAAUUCUUUGGUUCAUACUCUGUACAGAAUUGCUCCUGCGUUUUUCCCAGCACCAAUCUCAGAGCAGCUUUUCUUCUUC